UGUUGGUCAACCUCUGUUGAUCACACACCACCACCACACCCCCUUCCUGUACAGUAUCGAAGAGACCAAUACAUUUCAAAAAUGAGCGGAAAAGGCAAAGCUGGAAAAUCUGGUGGCAAGGCUAGCGCUGAGGGAAAGGCACAGUCCCGUUCUGCCAAGGCGGGUCUCCAGUUCCCGGUUGGUCGUGUGCACCGUCUUUUGAAAAAGGGCAACUACGCUCAGCGGGUCGGCGCUGGUGCUCCAGUAUACCUCGCGGCCGUCCUCGAGUAUCUUGCUGCUGAGAUCCUCGAGCUUGCUGGAAAUGCUGCUCGUGACAACAAGAAACAACGUAUUGUUCCUCGUCAUUUGCAACUCGCUAUCCGUAACGAUGAAGAGUUGAACAAGUUGCUCGGGGAUGUGGUGAUCUCACAAGGUGGGGUUGUUCCGUUUAUUAACCCCGAGCUUUUGCCCAGUAAGACGAGCAAGGGAAAGAAGGAGGGCGUCAGCCAGGAAGUCUAAACGGUACGAUAUAGUCACAUAUUGGUUUGGCAUCUUUAUUAUUCGCGCGUUUCUCUACCAUGUAUCUCAAGCACCGUGUUGUAGUCUAUUGAAAGGUUACCGUUUCUAAAGCUUCGCAGAAUCUUGACGAACUCGUGGUAUAGAAAACGAAGUGUUACAGCGUCCCUCUAGCCUGCAUACAAGAAGUCUAUUGUGUCUUCCCUCCAGCGAACUCCUAA
Molecule: messenger RNA, 716 nt
Organism: Pisolithus orientalis
Lineage: Eukaryota; Fungi; Basidiomycota; Agaricomycetes; Boletales; Pisolithaceae
Product: histone H2A
Exons: 8
Coding region: 82-498 (138 amino acids)
Cellular component (GO): nucleosome
Molecular function (GO): protein heterodimerization activity; structural constituent of chromatin; DNA binding
Source: RefSeq, a predicted model, not a curated record